GUAUCUUCACAACCGGAAGCACAAAAGUGGGAGUUGACCGCCUUUCUCUUUUCAAUUUUCUCUAUUUUCUUUAUGUUUGGCGCAAUUCUACACUCAGCGAAGGCCACUUCUAAGAUCGAGUGAACAAUGUCAGGGAAAAACUCGGAGCAAUGAACAAAAAUAUUCCAGAAACGAGCAGAUAAAUCUAUGCCUCAUUCAGGCUGAAACCUCAGCACCCAUGUUCUGGUGUCAACUUAUCAAGUCCGCUACAGUAGCUUGUUUAAAUAAGGAGAAAUGAUAGAGGGGGAGGAGAGGGGAGGGGGAGGAGGGGAGAGGAGAUUAAACGACCAAUGAAUGCAAUUAUGAUUUAGAUUCUAUUCCUGUCUAAAAUAAAAUGCCACCAAAGCGUAAUUUAAGAUAAUUGGCAUUCAAACGACUACACUCUGCAGAACACCAAAUAUAACCACUUUUAAAACCUAUGGCUUUGCUGGUCACCCUUCCCAAAGAUGAUAAGAAAAUGAGAAUGUUGCUUCUGUAGGGAUCUCCGACUGUGUCUCCCACUCUUCUACCGUUCAUCGCCCCAGCAAAACUACACAGCCGUGUUAUCAGUAUCACAACACGGGCGCCAUUUUGUGUCAAACAUGGCGGACUAAAAGGACGCGUCGCUUCCGCACUAGUGUGGACAGAAAAUAUGGCAAUGUUCAGCCUACUACCGUGGAUUGUUUUAUUGACAGUUGACCUUAUCACUGCGGCGGAAAUACCACCCAAAAUCACCAAACAAUCGCCCAAGGAUGUUUAUUACAAAGUUUCCGAGUAUGUACAACUUGAGUGUGAAGCGUCUGGCAUUCCCCAGCCAAGCUUCACAUGGCAGCGGGCUGGUGUGGACUACACGCCAGAAGGCAACGAUAAGCGAGUGGUGAUGUUGCGGAACAAGGGGACUCUCCUCAUCAACAGCCCUGAGGAUAAAGACGAGGGCAUCUACCAGUGUUUUGCCUCUAAUGACUUUGGCUCAGCUGCUUCAGUCAAAUUCAACCUCCGAAUGGCUAAGCUUGACCCUUUUCCACCGACAAAAACAGCAAUUGAGCACCAAGUGGAGCUGGGAUCACAUAUCAAGCUCUUCUGCCAGUCUCCCGACAGCGUCCCGGAUGCCAACAUCACAUGGUGGGAACAUACACCGACAUGGGGCGACAUCCCUAUACUCUACGAUGACCGUCUUUCUGUCGAUCUGGAAGACAACCUGCACAUCACAUACGUGAAGAAAGAAGACGGCGAAGAUGGCAAGUCCUGGCACUGCACAGCCAUGAACAAUGUGACCCGCUACAGCGAGGUGGGACCCCAGCACGUCAUAACGGUCCAAGGAUCGACCCCUACCGACACAGGAAUGAAGCUCGUUUGGCCAAUGAGCCGCUCCAACGAGUGGGCGCUGAUUGGUUCAAAUCUUAGGCUCAAAUGUAUCUUCGCCGGCAACCCAGUGCCUUUCGUGCGUUGGAGACGGCAGGAUGGGCAGCCAUUGCCUUUGAGAGGCAAAACAUUAUCCUUCGGCCAGGAGCUGUUUAUCCCCAACGUCAGGUUUGAGGACAACGGCACCUACAUCUGUGACGGCGUGCAGGAGAAAAGUUUACAGUACGAGAGUUCUUUUGACGUGACAGUUGAAGAGGCUCCGGUUUGGAUCACGCCACCUCAAGAUGUGACAGUGGAUGAGGGCGCCUCAGUGGAAGUCGAGUGUUCUGGUCGGGGCACGCCUGUCCCUCAAGUCUUCUGGUUUGUCAACGGUCGCAAGCUGGAAGAUGCUCUGAAGACGGACACGCGUCUCGACAGCAAGCGGUUCAAGGUGAUGACGGAUAACAAACUUUUCUUCGAAAAUCUCAGCAAGACGGAUACCAUGGUCUUCCAGUGUAACGUCACUAACGGCCAUGGCUACCUCUGGGGGGAGGCUUUCAUCAACGUCGUGGCUUCGAAGCCUGCUAUCCUAAAGCCACCAGAAGUGAGACAGAAAGUCGCCGAGGGUCAGCCCUUCCACAUUUCCUGUCACGUGACGGGGCAGAAAAUAGUCACGUGGUACAAGGAGGAGAUGCAAAUCACGGGAGGUCGUUUCACAGUCAAGGACAGUGGGGAUUUACACGUGGAGAGAGCUGUUCUGUCGGAUUCCGGCCCCUAUCGAUGUCACGCCAUCAACAAGUGGGGGGAGGCGGAAGCGGAGGGUUCGCUCAUCGUGAGGAGAAAGACUGUCAUAGAACAGAGACCUAUGGAUCUGGAGGUAAGAAAGGGCAUGAACGCAAAGUUCACUUGCUCAGGCACAACAGACCCCCAAGAGACGCACAACUUGAAGGUGUCGUGGCUCAAGGAUGGCCAGGCUGUGGACAUUACGUCUAACAUGUUUAUCAAUAUACAAGACAACUCUUUGACCAUCAGUGGCACAGGCGUCCGAGAUACUGGCACCUACGCAUGUGUGGUCAGUAAUGGACUGGACAGCGAUUUGGCGUCAGCCAGACUGGUGGUUACAAAUGUGCCGGAGAAGGCUACUGACGUGAAAGUGCUCAACUCGUGCAACGCAGGAACCUACGCUGAGCUCGCGUGGAUGCCGGGCAGUUUCAACAACGCCCCCAUCCAGUACUUCACAGUGGAAUACAGAUCCUCAAUAGACCCUAACCACUGGGUAUUUGCUAAUACCACAAACAGCAAGAGAGCCGAGGCGAAUAUAACCCUGUCUUCUGGAAUAGACUAUUCGUUCAGAGUGACGUCAUUCAACAAGAUUGGCCAGAGCCAGCCUAGCGCACCGUCCACCUCCCAGUGCGUCACGUCCAACGCUCGGCCCAAGCGAAACCCGCGCAAUGUACGGACGAUCGGGGAUCUCCAUGGCAAGAUACACAUCGAGUGGACGCCUGUACCUCCGGAAUACCACGGGGAGACUGGCGUAGCCGGGAGUAGAGCUGUCCUCUCGUAUGAGCUGAGGAUACACCGCUACGGCGAUGCAGACACCAACGUCGGCUCGAAGACCAUCCAAGACUGGAAAACGUCCACCUUCAACAUGAGCGUAGGGACUCCCUACCAUCCUUUCAACAUCAGCGUAAGGGCGAAGAACUCGAAUGGUUUCUCCUCCGAACAGGAGCAUGGAGUUGUCGGAUAUUCCUAUGAGAGCAUGCCUGAGAUCACCCCCACAAACCUCCAAGUGGCGGAAAUUAGGUCCUCAAGUGCCCUCUUCACAUGGGACUUCCUGCGUGCGGAGAUCGGGAAAGUGGAUACCCUGAUCAGAGGAGAAUUUAGAGGUUUUCAGAUCCAAGCGUGGCAGGAAAAUUACCGAAGUGACACCAUCCGGACCUGGAACCUGAGGCCAGAAAUGCUUCCCGCCAACCAAACGGGAGACCAGUUUCAGUACCAUAUUCAGUCUCUGCUUCCCAACACAAACCUCGUGGCCCGGGUGUCCUUGCUCAACAACUUCUACGUCAGCACACCCUCCGAUACUGUCAAGUUCAUUACUCCACCAGGCCUUCCGGGUCCUGUAGAGUUUAUGGAGGAGCUCAACAUUGGCGACACCCACAUCAACCUACAGUGGCGACCUCCACUGGACAAUCGGGGUGACCUGGUUGGUUUCGACAUCGGUUACCAGGAAGUACAAGGUCUACAUCUGGAAGAAAUGCAAGAGCGACAACCGCAAGUCAAUGAUGGGUACGCCACAACAGCCAUGCUUAGCGGACUUAUGCCCAACACAAAAUACAGAAUCUACCUGUGGGCUCGAACCGCUGCCGGCCGAGGCGAAGAGUACUUCAUAGAGAGAACCACAAAAGAUUCUUUCGCCGCAGCCUACGACGUGUCGGAGAACCUGGGCUGGUUCCUGGCCAUGAUCUUCUCCAUUCUCUUCACCAUCGCCCUCGUCGUCGUCUUCAUGGCCUGCUACCGCAAAGGAUUCCGCUUCAAGUCCAGCUCUGGGGAAGUUCGGACCUUCCGAAACGGGGACGAUACAUACACUGAUAAGACAGAGUUCCCGAGAGCCUCCAAAGACUUUGGACCCGAGCCCCUGGGAUACUCUAACGACUACUAUGGAAGCCCAAAGGAGAACGAUGAAUAUUCAGAUAGUGGACAAAGAAAGACGAUGGGAGCGGAGGCCAGCGACUACUAUACGGGCCAGAACUACGAUAACCAUACGUAUGAUUAUGAGGGGAAAGCUGGUCUCGAUUACAGAGGCACGACUGAUUAUCCUGACGAUACCAACGCUGACGACUAUUACCGGGAUGAAUGGGGCAAUGAGAGAAACGACUACCGAAGUGAAGGCUAUGAUGACAGACGAUACUUCCGAGACGAAACUGACCGAGACGACCACAAUCGCUACAACGAUUACGAUAGAGACCAAUAUGGUGGUGAUUACUACGGCCAAGAUGGUUACAACCUUGAUGAUAACCCAAGGCGCGAUUAUGAUGACAGGAUGCAGGAUGGACACGAUUACUAUCGGGGAGAAGAGGAUCCAUCCCGCACCGGGUCUGCUCAUGACUACGAAGAAUACGGUUCCGAGACAUCCGCUCCUCGGGGAGCUGGGGCACGGAGUGACAGCUCAAGACACGGCCACGCCCCCCAGCGCCGUGAUGACAGGGGGGCGGGACGUCACGACCGCUCACACGACCGCUCACACGACCGCUCACACGACCGCUCACACGACCAUUCCCACGACCACGAACAAUGCAGGGACGUGGUGGAGGAGUUAGAGCACCGACAGAGCGGUGACAGAUGGUCUGCUGUUCAAGGCUCGACUGGGGGCAGAUCUGACAACAGCGCCGCAUCUGGACCAAAGGAUGCCAGCACUUUUGUGUAAAGCCCUGCGCGGCGUACACACUCCAAAUAGGUAUAUUAUUUGGAAUCUUGAGAAAUGCAUCUUUUCAGAAGAAAAGAAAUCCAUCGGAGAAUUGAAACACUUUUUUAAAGAGAUAAGAGAUCUCCGUUUGUUGUGCAGAAUUUUAUAUGGUGACUUUUUUCCCUCUAAAUUGUCUCACCACCACUUGUAGUUAGAUUCCUUGUCCGUUUGUAUUAUUUGGCAUUACGCUUCAUAACAUGCCUAUGUUUCUAGAAUCGCUAAUUGUUUCGAGAUAGACCCUUUUUGCCAACAUGCAGUUUGCUAAUUGAAAAACUAUAUUGUACUUUGAGAUGUAACUAAUCAUUGUUAAUUUUUAGGCCCUGUCCCAUCUGCAAAAGGCGUUGUUAGCCUAGUGGUUAGGCUACCGGUCCUUUAGUCGUGAGAGAGCGGGUUCGGAGGUUCGAGCCACAGUAUGGUGCGACGUUGUGUCCUUGGGGAUUUGGCUCAGCCCUUUCUGAGAUGGGUGUUAAACUCGGAGGUCCCACCUUUUAAAUAACCUAACGGUGUUGAUAGGGACGUUAAACAUAACAUACCAUUUCACAAGAAAAAUCAUGUUAAUUUCUUCUUUUUUUGGGGGGGGGAGUAUAGAUUGUGGACAAGGUCUGUAUUGUGAAUAACACUGUUUUUCUAAAUCCUAGAACUCAUUAACUUAGUUUUCAAAAGAUAAUAAUAUAUGAACAGAAUCUGGUCCCAUGCCAA
Aplysia californica (California sea hare) is the source of this 5521-nucleotide messenger RNA. RefSeq names its product neuroglian. NCBI's taxonomy places the organism in Eukaryota, Metazoa, Mollusca, Gastropoda, Aplysiida, Aplysiidae. The record is from RefSeq and is a predicted model, not a curated record. Gene Ontology annotation, molecular function: protein binding. Gene Ontology annotation, biological process: cell-cell adhesion.